Molecule: messenger RNA, 2493 nt
Organism: Mucor velutinosus
Lineage: Eukaryota; Fungi; Mucoromycota; Mucoromycetes; Mucorales; Mucoraceae
Exons: 2
Coding region: 1-2493 (830 amino acids)
Molecular function (GO): protein binding
Source: RefSeq, a predicted model, not a curated record
AUGCAAAUGCAUAAAAUUCCAGACGAGAUACUGCUGCGUAUAUUCAAUGUGCUUGUGGAUGAUGUGCAGUCAUUGAUUCGAGUGAGCCAAGUUAGUAAGCGAUUCAACAGGCUUAUCGAUGAUCCCAAGCUAUGGUACAAUGCAUUCCUAUCAAGGUAUCCAGUAUGGGGAAGUCGAGUUGAAUAUUCGUUCAAUUCAAAGCGACUCAUCGAUUGGAAAGACUUUAUGAUUCACCUUGUAAAACAACAAAAGGCAACUGAAAACUUUAGCUUUGAAUUUGUGCAAGAGCAGCUACUUGUGAGCCGUCGUAAACGAAGAUUUGAAGAAGACACUAUCGAAGAGCCAGUCGAUCAAGAGGAUGAAGACGAAGACGAAGACGAAGACGAAGAAGAACAGCUGCCAUUUUGGAUACAAGAUCCUCUUGUGGUAGACAUUGAUCGUAUCGAUAAAACUGGCAUUGUAGCUACCGGCAAGCAUCGCAAAGACACACUCAGUAGAACAUCGCAGCACAAGAUUUUGUUUUGGGAAUACCCAUCAUGGAAACUCAUUCGCACCUUUGAGCUGAACCUGACGCCCUCCAACAUUACAUGUCAAAUCAUUGGCAUUCAGUCGAUUCGUAUGCCAACUGCGGAUGGAAAAGGUAUUCAAAAGGCCCGUUUCUUUACACUGGCUGUGGGCAUUGCGUUCAUGAAUGGCCUGGAUCAGCAACAGCCGCCAAACCAAGAGGAAUUUGAAGAUCGAGUGGAUAUUUGGAAGGCUAUCUUUGUGUAUCGGCUGUUUGAUGAUGGGUCAACCCAAUGUGUGGCUCAUGUCAGAGUGGAGGAUCUGUUUCUGGGCAGAGAGGUUUUUCUGUUCUCUGAUACGUCUUGGUGUCAGUCGAAUGAUGGUGAUUGCAAUGAUGCUCCACAAGAUGCCAGCACCUCGCCUCUAGCAGAUUGGAUGAAGAUUAUAUGUCCAUCAGCACAAGCGACGCCCCCGUCCAGCCAUGUUAACUCCCGCUUUACAGUGUAUAUGCUUGCUAUUGGCCCCAUCUUUGAACGCAACAUCACAGGUUGUGUGCAACUAGCUCAAUUUGAUAUACGAGGACAACGCAACAUACUGGAUCCAUCAACGACGCCUGUCGUUUGGGACACCGACUCAAAUCAGCUUGUGGCUAUAUCAAAGAAAUUCCACUCCUACUUGGGCUUUGGACAUCCCAUCAACCAUGGGCGCUACUUGUUUGAAAGUGCAACUGAUAUGCUGACUUGCAUACGACUCGGCACAGAUGUUAGCUGUAUGAUCCACUUUAAAUAUCCUCCUCACUUGAACCAUUUGAUAUGCACUGGAAGUUAUCAAGACGAUGAACUGUCUGUUUACGACUGGCGGUUUGGGAUCAAAGUGGGUUCGCUGCCCUGGAAGACUACCGAGGAUGCUACAGUCAUACGCCGAACAACAAGCAUUGUGGGUGCCAAUCCAGCAGCAGCAGAUCAACUGGAUCACGCUGUAUUACCACCACUCCAUCUGAAUCGACGACCUGGCAAUGAAGAUUUACAGGAGCAGCAGCAACAGCAGCAGGGGGAUGGCGAGGAGGAGGAGGAUGCGGAUACGGUGGAGGUGCCUGUGGAUGUGCGACCCUGGGGGUUGGAAUCAACACUUGUAUUACCACCUCACUGGAUGUCUUCUGAUGGCAAAAAAGACGCACAUGAGGAAUACAACCGCGAAGAUUUGGCUCAGCAUGGAUUCCGUCUAAUUGCAGUAGGAGAUAAUCGCAGCGAUAAUCAACGAGAUAAACUCGAGAUCAAAGUUUGGGAUAUAUCUUAUCUGCUACAGGUGCAAUGGGACCCCUUGAUUGAAAGCUACAACGAAGCAGAAGAGAAUAUAUCUGACAGCCUCAUGAUGGAACUGACGCAACGAUUCACAUGGUGGCCCAGACGCACCAAGGAACUGUCAAGAUUGGCCAUUCAGAUGAUACUGGAGCAACAGUACCAGUCGCACCUACUCUCUCAACACGACUUCUCUAUCGACUUGACCCACCACCACCAUCAAAAUUUACAGCAUAACACCCAUCAUAUUCAACACAGUCUAUAUACCAACAACAAGAAGAACCAUCCGCAGCAAUUUAUGUUACCCUACUCACCACCCCAAGGAUUGCAAUCCAUGCUACUAUCGCAUACAUUUGACAAAGAUGAGCAGCAGCAGCAGCAGCGACAACAACCCUCUGAAGAUAUACCAGUCAAGUACACGGCUUAUAAUGUACUGUAUACGUCAUUGUUCCUCUUGACUGAAGAUGGUAAGGUCACUGUCAUGGACAUUGAGACAGGCAAGAUUACUGGGACUGUCGAGAAUGUUGCACAGCAGCAGGUGGAAGGAAAAAGGAGCUCAUCACUGCAGCAGGAGAGCAGCCAAACGACUACUGCUACGCAGCAAGUACGAGGCAUUGAUGUCAAUGUCAUUGGGGGCAGAGAAGUUGUGGUGACUAGCAAAGAGGGCUUGCUGCGAGGCAUUGUCUCUUAA